Messenger RNA from Microthlaspi erraticum, 579 nucleotides. The record is from the annotation of a GenBank genome assembly. Lineage: Eukaryota; Viridiplantae; Streptophyta; Magnoliopsida; Brassicales; Brassicaceae.
AUGUUUCACAAGUGUGCUGCAACCAAGUUGAUCGACAUGAUCAGCCGAGUUAAGGAAAGAGGUCAGCAACCAUAUUGGAUCCUUGAUGAUUACUACAAAGAUCUGGUCGACUACUGGGCUACCGAUAAAGCUAAAGAGAGGAGCAAAAAAGCUUCCAAAAGUCGAAUGUCAGAUCGAAAUGGGUUAGGACCUCAUAAACAUCGAGCUGGCUCACGUUCAUAUGCUAAAGUUGCAGAUUUGUUGAAAAAAAAGACAGGAGAUGCAUCUUACAUUGAAGUUCUCCGAGAGACUCACAAAAAGCGUGAUGGAUCAUUUGUGGAUGAAAGGGCCAGGCUGAUCAGUGAGGGAUUUGACAAGGAUCUAGCUGAUCAUAUUGUUGAUGAUGAAUUUCCAACAGGAGAAGAGCCAACUCCCCAGAAAAAAAAUGAAAUGUAUUUGAAGUUAGUUGAUGCAACGAAUCGUGGUGUAUUCGGUUUAGGAUCUCUGCUAAGUGAACUUUCAAUCAAUUGUGAACUGCCUCCCACCACAAUAAGCCAACUGGAAAAUGAUGAGACUUUCAAACAGACAUUGCUCAAGUGA